AUGCUGCAGGUUAGAGACAGUGAACACAAAAGCAGCAGCGGUGGAAGAGCAAAAGUGCUUGGUACAGUAGUAUGCCUUGGAGGUGCUAUCUUGAUGACCUUUUACAGAGGAAUGCCUUUAUUUAGCUCUUCACAGCCACAAGGUGCAAUUCAAACUGUUGAUCAAGCCCUCAUAUUUAGCUUAGCUAAAAGGAAAGAGAGAUGGACUAUUGGUUCAAUAGCUUUGAUCGCCGGAACACUGUUGUGGUCUUCAUGGUUCCUUCUUCUUCAAUCAAAUAUUGCUAGGAGUUAUCCAUGCCAAUGCUCCAGCACUGCUAUCAUGGCCUUUUUUGGCGCCAUUCAAUCAGCUAUCUUAAGUUUCUGCAUAGACAGAAACCUUGCCCUGUGGGUUUUGAAGGGAAAAACAGAGAUCUUGAGUCUUCUGUAUGCUGUAAGGAAUGGUAGGAUCAGGGUUGUGUAUUGUGGGGAUGGCGUGGUGUGUCAAGAAACAGGGUCCCGUCUUCACAGCAGCAUUCAGCCCCUGGUUCAGAUAAUGGCAGCCAUGUUCGAAGUCCCCAUCCUACAUGAAGAAAUCCAUCUUGGGAGCUUAUUAGGAUCUAUCGUUGUAAUAGUUGGGUUAUACGCCCUGCUGUGGGGGAAGAACAAAGAAAUGCCAAAGUGUGAGCCAAAUGUAGCCCAUCAAACUGAGGAGAUUAAGGACCAAGAGCCACAGUUUCAAGUCGUUGAAAUCAGUUGUGAUUCUAGGCCUCCGUGA
Messenger RNA from Ilex paraguariensis (yerba mate), 753 nucleotides. The record is from the annotation of a GenBank genome assembly. NCBI's taxonomy places the organism in Eukaryota, Viridiplantae, Streptophyta, Magnoliopsida, Aquifoliales, Aquifoliaceae.